AUGUCCCCACUGCCAUCCACGGCGAGAUCAGGCGGUCCCGCUAUCUGUUACAGACGCCUUUUCGAUGCCAUUGUGGAAGCGGGGCGCCAUGCUGUGCCUAAUGAAACGUCCGCGGAGCAGUCGAUCCGCGUCAAGAACUUGCAAAAGAGCGAUAACGAGCGCCGUCUCAAGACCAAGAAACAGCAGAGCUCGAAGAAGAGCUCACGACGAAGCCGGGGCGACGACUGA
Messenger RNA from Parastagonospora nodorum SN15, 228 nucleotides. RefSeq lists its product as hypothetical. The coding region runs from base 1 to 228 and encodes 75 amino acids. The record is from RefSeq and is a predicted model, not a curated record. NCBI's taxonomy places the organism in Eukaryota, Fungi, Ascomycota, Dothideomycetes, Pleosporales, Phaeosphaeriaceae. The transcript has 3 exons.